AUGGCGAGAUCGAGUUCGGCUCGGGGCAAGAGCCCGCAGCCGCCGACCGUAACCGCAACCACAACCAAGAGCAAAGCAAAGAGCACUUCGUACAAGUCUGACGGCGUUGAAGACAACGACAUCUUCCUUCUUCCCGCCUCCGACUAUGUUGUGUCUCUCCUGCUGACCUUGUUGGCGGCCAUUGUUCGCGUCUUUCGAAUCUAUCAGCCUAGUAGCGUCGUUUUUGACGAAGUGCACUUUGGCGGCUUCGCAUCGAAAUACAUCAAGGGCAAAUUCUUCAUGGACGUACAUCCACCACUGGCCAAGAUGCUUAUUGCAUUGACCGGCUGGCUGGCUGGCUUUGAUGGCAACUUUGACUUCAAGGAAAUUGGCAAAGAUUACCUUGAGCCUGGCGUCCCCUACGUGUCUAUGCGCUUGUUCCCCGCCAUCUGCGGUAUCUUGUUGGUUCCGUGCAUGUUCUUUACCCUCAAGGCUGUCGGUUGCCGUACCAUGACCGCUGCAAUGGGUGCUUCUCUCAUCAUCUUUGAAAAUGGCCUCCUCACCCAAGCUCGAUUGAUUCUGCUCGACUCCCCGUUGGUCGCCGCGACUGCCUUCACCGCCCUCGCCUUCUCCUGCUUCACGAAUCAACAUGAACUUGGCCCUGCCAAGGCAUUCCAGCCUGCAUGGUGGUUCUGGCUUGCCAUGACCGGACUUGGUUUGGGUAUCACCGUCAGCAUCAAAUGGGUUGGUCUGUUCACCAUUGCCUGGGUAGGCGCAUUGACUCUGCUACAGCUCUGGGUUCUCCUGGGCGAUAACAAGAACGUCACCAUGCGCCUUUGGUCCAAGCACUUGAUGGCGAGAGCUUUCUGCCUCAUCAUCAUUCCCAUCACCUUCUACAUGGCCAUGUUUGCCAUCCACUUCCUUUGCUUGGUCAACCCCGGUGAUGGUGACGGUUUCAUGAGCUCCGAGUUCCAAGCCACUCUCAACAACAAGGGAAUGAAUGAUGUUGCCGCUGAUGUCGCUUUUGGAAGCCGCGUGAGCAUCCGUCACGUCAACACUCAAGGCGGCUAUCUGCACUCUCACCCGCUCAUGUAUCCCACUGGUAGCAAGCAACAGCAAAUCACCCUGUACCCUCACAAGGAUGAAAACAAUGUCUGGCUUCUCGAGAACCAGACGCAGCCCCUUGGUGUUGAUGGCCAGCCUCUCAACGGCACCCACGUCUGGGACAACCUCCCUGGCGGCCCUGUAUUUAUUGAAGACGGAGCGGUUCUGAGACUGUACCACACACCCACUUUCCGCCGACUGCACUCUCACGAUGUCCGCCCACCUAUUACCGAGGCCGACUGGCAGAACGAGGUUUCUGCUUACGGAUAUGAAGGUUUUGAGGGCGACGCCAAUGACUACUUCCGUGUCGAAAUCGUCAAGAAGCAGUCCCAUGGGGCUGUGGCUAAGGAGCGGCUCAGGACUAUUGAAACCAAGUUCCGUCUUGUCCACGUCAUGACUGGCUGUGUCCUGUUUUCUCACAAGGUCAAGCUUCCCGACUGGGCCUCUGAGCAACAGGAAGUUACCUGCGCGCGCGGCGGCAGUGUACCCAACAGUCUGUGGUACAUUGAACACAACGAGCACCCCCAGCAUGACGAAAACACACCCAAAGUCAACUACCGCAACCCAGGCUUCUUUGGCAAGUUUUUGGAGCUCCAGCAGGUAAUGUGGACUACUAACGCGGGUCUGACUGAGUCCCAUGCCUGGGACUCUCGCCCUGAGUCUUGGCCUAUUCUCCAACGAGGUAUCAACUUCUGGGGUAAGAACCACACCCAGAUUUACCUCAUUGGCAAUCCUAUUAUCUGGUGGGCCUCCUCCAUCACCAUCGUUGUCUGGGUUUUGUUCAAGGGUGUCGCCAUUCUGAGAUGGCAGCGCAGCUGCAACGACUAUGCCAACCCAACCUUUAAGCGAUUUGACUACGAGUUGGGUACCUCAAUUCUUGGCUGGGCCUUGCAUUACUUUCCUUUCUACCUCAUGCAGCGUCAGCUCUUCCUCCACCACUACUUCCCUGCAUUGUAUUUUGCCAUCAUCGCUCUCAGCCAGCUGUUUGACUUCUUGACUGUUCGAUUCCCCGGAGUCAAAUCCAAGGACGCGGCUAUUGUCAAUAAAGCGGCUACCAUGCUCUUCCUUGUUCUGUCAAUCGCUGUUUUCUCUCUGCUGGCCCCUCUUGCCUACGGCAACAGCUGGACCAAGGACGAUUGUAAGCGAGUCAAAUUGUUCAACACAUGGGAUUGGGACUGCAACAACUUUUUUGACCGCUAUGAUCAGUACAGUUCUCUUGGUUCAGGAGAUCCGAGCUCCUCGGCUUCCGAUAUUCCCAGUAUCCCCAGCUCUCCUGUCCCCGCUAGUGAAGAGGAACAGCACAAAUUAGUUGUUGACGACGCUGGAGUCUCGGACAAGCCUGAGCCAUCCGCCAAGAUUCUCAGCCAAGAAGAGAAAAUUGAGUACCGCGACCAAGACGGCAACCUCCUGGAUGACGAACAAGUCAAGAAGCUCCAAGGCAAAGUUAAAUUCGAGACUAAAUACGAGACCCGAACCCGUGUUGUCGACGAGCAGGGCAACGAGCUGCCUGCCCCCGACGGCGGGUGGCCCUCCGACAUGGUUGCGGGCGUAGCCCCUCCCCAUCCGGAUGUCCAGGGCGUCGACCAAGAGACGGUCAAGGGCGAGCACGCCGAAGCUCCCAAGGAUGCAGCUGCCAGCCGUGAUGGCGAGAAGGAAGCCGAGCGGUCCAAAGCCAAGCCCGCCAGCGAAGGCCAAGAAGCCACUGUCCGUGACGAAUUGUAA
Molecule: messenger RNA, 2805 nt
Organism: Metarhizium brunneum ARSEF 3297
Lineage: Eukaryota; Fungi; Ascomycota; Sordariomycetes; Hypocreales; Clavicipitaceae
Gene: PMT1
Product: Dolichyl-phosphate-mannose--protein mannosyltransferase 1
Biological process (GO): protein O-linked glycosylation via mannose
Cellular component (GO): endoplasmic reticulum; membrane
Molecular function (GO): dolichyl-phosphate-mannose-protein mannosyltransferase activity
Source: RefSeq, a predicted model, not a curated record